AUGGAGGAACACCAAGAGGAAUACAAUGACCAGAAAAUGGAGGAGUUGAGGGAAAAGUAUCCAAACUAUGAAGAAAUGGAUAUAGAAACUUUAGAUAGUGAAUUACCGUACCUUGACAAGGAUCUUAGGGAAAGCGAAACUACUGAGGAGACCCAGGAUAUUAACGAGGAAAUUAAUUACAUACAGGAACUGAGGAGGAGAAAAAUAUUGGAAAUAUAUGAAAGCAAAGACCUUACGAGAGAGCAAUUAGCUGAGAAAUUCCCUGACCUAUCUAAUCUGUCAUACGAUGAUCUAAUGGAUAGGGGAGACAGACUGUUAAAUGAAAUAAUACUAUCCAAUUUGGACGAAGACAGUUUCAAAGAAAAGUCGGAAGAACUGAGAUACGUCAGAAUGCUAUCAAAUGAUUACCAAAGAGAGUCAAACUUAAAUAAACUUCUCAACUUAAGAGAUAAGGUGAAAAAGAGGGAUCUCAUUAAACGGGACGAUCGUAGGAGACUGCAGAGGCUCAGGCUAUGGGCAAGGGAGAAUGCAGGCAUCUUAUCAGCUGUUCUAAUUUCCUCAUCAGCUGUAAUCAUAGGACUGGUAGCAUCAACUAGAAACAUAUUGUGGAAAGUAGGUGACACAACAGAAAAGCUCGAUAAGCGGAUCAGUGAGUUGGUAAACCACCAAAUAGAACUACCACCUGUAUUUCAGAAAAUAGCCGAUGGAGUAGAGUUAGCAGCGGAUAAUAUAUGGAUAAUCAUUGUAUGUGCAGCAGUAGUUUUACUAUACAAAUACAGCUAA
Messenger RNA from Paramuricea clavata, 783 nucleotides. The record is from the annotation of a GenBank genome assembly. Lineage: Eukaryota; Metazoa; Cnidaria; Anthozoa; Malacalcyonacea; Plexauridae.